UGGGGCAAACCGCGCGCAUACGCAGUUUAUUUUGGUUAUACCCCGGAGUUGAACGUGUUGCUGAAUCUGUUUGUGAAGUGGUGCUUGGGAUAAGGAUUACUAAUAAACAGAUAACUCUAUCCAACUUAACUUGGUUUUAGCGACAAGGCAGCGUUUGUAGAGCUGCGUUUAUGGAGAUCUUUCAGAGCAUCUAAAUUGUAUUUUUUGUGAUUCAUUAAAAUCAAAGUAGCAUUAACUUCAUGUGUAAUCUGUUAUCAAAGAUACUAAUUAAGUGCUGUGUGAUUCUGACAAUCUUCUACUUCGUUCCGACGAAUUGUGUCGUAAUUGAACUAGUGCGAGUGUGAGGAUGUGAUGGAGGAGGGCAGGCUGGUGUUCUGGAAGGGCGGCGUGUGGGAGGGCGGCGCGCCCACCAUCAGCUGCAACACGUGCAAGAAGCGGAGGGCGGAUAGAAUGGCAGCGAAUGACCGCCCGCCCGGCGAGCUGAAGAAGCUGUCGGAGGAGAGCCUGACGCGGCAGCCGGAGGAGGUGUUCGACAUCAUCUGCAAACUCGGCGAGGGCUCAUAUGGCAGCGUCUACAAGGCGCUGCACAAGGAGAGCGGGCAGGUGCUGGCGAUCAAGCAGGUGCCGGUGGACACGGACCUGCAAGAGAUCAUCAAGGAGAUCAGCAUCAUGCAGCAGUGCGACUCGCCGUACGUCGUGAAGUACUACGGCAGCUACUUCAAGAACACGGACCUAUGGAUAGUGAUGGAGUACUGCGGCGCGGGUUCCGUGUCGGACAUCAUGCGGCUCCGCAAGAAGACGCUCUCGGAGGACGAGAUCGCCACCAUCCUGUGCGACACGCUCAAGGGGCUGGAGUACCUGCACCGACGACGCAAGAUACACAGGGACAUCAAGGCGGGGAAUAUACUGUUGAACACCGAGGGCCACGCGAAGUUGGCUGACUUUGGAGUGGCUGGACAGUUGACUGACACAAUGGCGAAACGCAACACAGUAAUAGGGACGCCAUUUUGGAUGGCGCCGGAGGUGAUACAAGAGAUCGGCUACGAUUGCGUCGCGGACGUGUGGUCGCUCGGCAUCACCGCGCUCGAGAUGGCGGAGGGGAAACCUCCCUACGGCGACAUACAUCCCAUGCGAGCUAUAUUCAUGAUACCCACCAAACCCCCGCCUAGUUUCCGAGAGCCAGAUCAAUGGUCGCCAGAGUUUAUUGAUUUCGUUAGUCAGUGUCUCGUCAAGAAUCCGGAGGAGCGAGCGACGGCGGAGUAUUUACUCACACAUGAGUUUAUAGGUAACGCGAAGCAGCCGAGUAUACUGAGCACGAUGAUCGCGGAGGCGCGCGAGAUCCGCGAGAGCCAGCCCUACCGGAGCGCGCACGCCGCCGCCGCACGCGCAGCGCAGGGUGGUAUAUCGGAGGCGGCAGACGAGGGCAUGGCGACGAUGCGGCGGGACGGCACGCUCGUGCCGACGCGCGACGACCUGGCGCAGGACCUCGGCACCAUGGUCAUCAACGAUCACGACGACCACGACGAUCACGACCACGACAGAGACCUCGCCACCAUGAAGAGGCACGACACGGACCCUAUGGACGGGACGCGGCCGCGGUACCGGCCGCUGUUCCUCGACCAUUUCGACCGCAAGGAGCUCGCCGCCAACGGACACUCCCGCGACGGUCGGCACGGAGCUGCCGCGCGCGUUGUUGGACGAGGGGAACUUCGAAUUCGUAAGUCAACUGCACGUCGUCACCCUGCUCGCGCUCGCGCCGCCUGUCGAUGCUGUCGGAGGGCGAGCUGGAGGCGUGCAUGGCGCGGCUGGACGCCGAGAUGGAGGCGGAGAUCGAGCGCCUGCACGCGCGGUACGAGCGCAAGCGCCGCCCCAUACUCGACGCCAUCACGCUCAAACGCCAGCGUCAGCAGAACUUCUAGCGCCGCGCCGCUAGGGCCUAGCCAGCAGUCGAUAGUGUGUAGCAGCCGCAGCAGCAAUGUUGCUACAGCGCAGAAGUGUUGUUAAAGUGCAGCGGAAGCAUGUGCAUCAACAAUAUUGCUUCGAGCAGCAACCGCAGAAAUGUUGUAAAAAUGUGUAGAAGCCGUAGCAAAAUUGCUAAGGUGUAACAGUAGCAUCGUUGAAUUGAGCAGGGAUUGCUGUAAAAAUGCUACUAUUUGUAGCAUUCGCUGCGUUUGGAUGGAAAGCAUUUCAUUAUUUUGUUGCUCACAGCCAUAUUAUGCCGUUUGUGUGACGUAGCUAAAGUGCGCCUAAAGUUUGAAGUGGGUCUAAUAGGGCUUUCUAAUAUUUUACUGGCCCCGAGAAGAUUGUACUAUUUGCAACAAAUUUAUAUAUGCUUUGAAAAGGCCUAUUUGAGUCGUGGUCACGUUUAUUUGCGUCGUAUAUGCGUAUACGAAUAAUUUAGUCGGUGCUUACGGGGGAUGCCAAAUAUAAGGACGUUCCUAAAAUCCAACAUGUAUUGUGAUUGGCCAAAUUUUUCCAAAUCUUUUACAAUCGGCGAUAAUUUUGUAAUUCGUAGGUGUAGUAACUUGUUGACUUAGUGUAGACAUUGAUUUGUACGUAAGUGGCAACUCGAACAUAUCUAUUUAGGGACGACUCGCUUCGCCAGGUGGCGCUUUAUCAAGGGUUUCCGUGUGAGACAAUUCAGUUCUGUCUCAUGUGAAAACCGCGCAUAAUAUUAAUUAUUAUUGUAGCUUAGAGUUUGAAUUUAAAAACUUGUCGCUUUAUUACACUGAACUUGUUUUAUUUGCUUGUUGUUUAAAAGUAUAAUUGUUUAAUCACAUACAUUAGUAGGUCUAACUAAAAGUUUAAUUUGCUAAAUGCAGAAACUCAGACAAUGCAAUGGCGCGAACCCCGACCAUUGACAUUGACAUUUUGAUAAUUACUUUUUUAUCUUAAAAUAAUAAGGCAUUGAACAAUUAUAAUGUAAGUAUUAUUGAAAUACUACCGUUGUAAGACCAACAUGUGAAU
Aricia agestis (brown argus) is the source of this 2967-nucleotide messenger RNA. It is a transcript of the gene hpo, whose product is annotated as serine/threonine-protein kinase 3. Gene Ontology annotation, cellular component: cytoplasm. NCBI's taxonomy places the organism in Eukaryota, Metazoa, Arthropoda, Insecta, Lepidoptera, Lycaenidae. Bases 352 to 2004 code for a protein of 550 amino acids. The transcript has 11 exons. Gene Ontology annotation, biological process: protein tetramerization; intracellular signal transduction; regulation of MAPK cascade. Gene Ontology annotation, molecular function: ATP binding; protein serine/threonine kinase activity. The record is from RefSeq and is a predicted model, not a curated record.